AGAAUGAUAAACAAUCAUAUUUUUAAACCUUAAUUCAAGAUAAAUAAUGGAGAAACUAUUGAAAUUGAGGGGAAAUAUUAUGAAAAUUUAAGAUUAUUAGAAUCUUAAGGCACUUAAACAUAUAAUCGAAUCGGAAAUCUAAAAGGUAAUCAAAAAGAAGAGAUAAUAAUCAAGGAAUAUUAUGACAUAAGAUAGGAGGAAAUAGAAAUACUUUAGUAAAUUAGAAGGUAAUAAAAUGAAAAAUAAUCCAAAUGUCAAAAUAUUAUAAAAAUACUUGGAAUUAAGGAUAACACUAUUAAUUAACAAUCCUAAUAAGAACGAAAAUUCUAUGUAGCAAUGGAAAAAGGUAAGGCUGAUGUCUUAGCUUUGAUAAUAUAACAUAAAAAUUUACCGUACAUAAUUAAGCUGAACUUGUUCUUAUAAGUAAAUUCAACAUUUUAUUAAGAUGGUAUAAGGAGUUAAAGAAUUACAUGAGCUCGGUUAUUUCCAUAGAGAUGUGAAACCAGAAAACUUUGUCUAUUUUUAAAAUUAAAAUCAGGAAUAUUAAAUUAAACUAAUAGAUUUUGGUAUAGCAAAAUAAACAGAUGCAAUAAAUUAAACGGUUCAUGUGGGCACUUAUAGAUACAUGGCACCUGAAGUUUUACGAAAUGAAGGCAAUUACGAUAAAUCUGUCGAUGUUUGGAGUCUUGGAAUCACUUUUUAUUAUAUUCUCACUUUAGAAGAUUUUAUUCAAGGUAAAAUAUCUACUCUUAUUUUUAGCUAAUAAUAAUAAGGCUCUUUAAAAAUAUUUUUUAGAAUUAACCCAACAGUAAAUAGAUUAAAAGUUAAAUAAUUCUAAUGGUAUUGAAUAGUUUGAAAAAUAAUUGCUAGCUUGCAUGUUAUAAUAAAACAAAUUAUAUAGAAUUGGAUUGCAAGAACUAAUAAAUAAAAUUAAAAUCAGAAUAAAAACUUUUUAAUAAGAAAAUUCUCCUAAAAAAGAGUAAAUAUCACAAUAAAAUUUUUAAUUCUAGAAGUUCUAGCAAUUUGAUAAAUUAAAUUUCUGUCCAUUUUAAACAAAUAAAAAGAAUCAAACGUAUUUUUAAAUAAAGUCAAAAUAAUAAGAUGACAAUGAACUAGAAAAAUUACCCAAGUUAUAAGCGUAGUCAAUCGAAUUAGAUGAUAAAAAAAAAAGUGAAUUAUCUAUACUAAAUACUCAAUUGCAAGCCAUAUUUGAGCAAUUCUAGAAAGAUAUAAGACAAAUCAAAAUAGAAUGUGAAAGCAACGAGUUCUUGAGUAAAAUGAAAGAUAAGACAGAUUAACUAUAAGACAUUUUUAAAGAAUAAAAAAAAACUUUGUAAGUUUAUUCUUAAGCAGUUUGUGAAAACGAUAGAUUAUUUAAGGAACAUAUUAUGGUCAUUGAGAAAAAGAAAGGGUCUGGAAAAAUAUAAUUGAAAGAUUUGUUUAUAAAAUAGUAAAAAAAUAGUUAAAAAGUAGGAGGAGAAUUAGAACUUCUAAUAAAUUCUGUAGAUGAAAAACUUAAGGAAAUAAAAUUUAUCCCUAUGUUUACGAAACUAAUAGAUACUUACUUAGACAUAAAAAAGUAAGAUCUUGAAUUAGAUAAAGAAAUAAAUUAAAUUAAUACAAUUAUGUCUAAUUAAUAAUUAGAUCCAUCGUAAUAUAAUUAGUUCAAAGAAUAAAUUUAAAAACUUAUUUCUAAAUUACAUGAAUUAAAUCAGAAAAUACCCUAAGAUAAUGAGAUUUAAGAAUUCAAUAAUAAGUUUAAAUUCAAUUUUGAAUCUUAUUAUGUAUUAUAUGCUUUAGUUAAUUAUAUAAAGUAGUUUCAUAUCACAAAAUAUUAUGAAAAAAUAAGGGUCUCACGUCAGAAAAAAAUUCAAAAAUAACCAAAAUAAAGCAUCUGUUAAAAACAAUUUUACGAAAAAUAAACAAAUAAAUCAGAACAUGAUAUCAUAUUAGAGAAGGAAGCUUAAGAUUUAUUAUAGAGAUACAAAAAUAUUUUAUUUCAGGAUUAAAAGAUAAUGACGAUAUAAGAAAUGGAAAAGGAUCAAGAAUAUAUGGAUAAAAUAAUUGUAGAUCUGGAAACAUCAAUUAGAGAAAGUGUUAGGGUAACAUUGGGCGGUUUUGUAAAAACUUAAGAAAUAAUCUAAAAGGUCAUCAAUGGAGGAGGGGUAUACAAAAUACAAAACUUUGCAUAAAUUUUGAUUUUUCAAGCCAUCUAUAUUUACUGAAAAAACAGCAUCCAAAC
Molecule: messenger RNA, 2242 nt
Organism: Paramecium octaurelia
Lineage: Eukaryota; Ciliophora; Oligohymenophorea; Peniculida; Parameciidae
Source: the annotation of a GenBank genome assembly